This is a messenger RNA of Daldinia decipiens, 1695 nucleotides long. Its product is annotated as putative multicopper oxidase. The transcript is spliced from 4 exons. Gene Ontology annotation, molecular function: copper ion binding; oxidoreductase activity. The coding region runs from base 1 to 1695 and encodes 564 amino acids. The record is from RefSeq and is a predicted model, not a curated record. Lineage: Eukaryota; Fungi; Ascomycota; Sordariomycetes; Xylariales; Hypoxylaceae.
AUGUCAAAUCUUGGAAUACCUCAUGCUCAAUACCUUGAUAGAUAUCUAGCACACGACACAAGACACGGUUGUUCCUGGGGACCUAUGAACGUCACCAACACCAAUGCAUACAAGGCCUGGCCAGAUACUGGUGUUACCCGAAUUUAUGAUUUUACCGUCGCAAAAGAGACAGCCGCUCCAGAUGGCAUAGAGGUAGAAUUACUCUUAGUAAAUUCUCAGUUCCCUGGGUCUAUGAUUGAGUGUGAUUGGGGAGAUUCAGUUGAGAUCACGGUUCGAAACAAUAUUUCAAAUGAUGGUACCGCAAUACAUUGGCAUGGGAGUAUGCAAAACCUCCAACCCCCUUACUCCCACGUCGACUACAACAUUGACCUGGGCCCGAUUACUAUUUCCGAUUACUUCCAUGAGUUUUACGACACUAUCACAAAAGGCCUUCUGGAUAAUAAAGUAGAAGUCACUCUCUCUGAUAAUAACUUGAUCAAUGGAAAGAAUUCGUAUAAUGGCAACAACGCACCCCUAUCAUCUUUCAAUUUCACCUCAGGGAAAAGGCACCGCUUACGCUUAAUCAACACAUCAGCAUUUGCAGUACAAAAGAUUUCAAUUGAUGGAUAUGGCUUUACAGUCAUUGCCAAUGACUUCGUACCGUUAAUACUAUAUUCGACUGAUAUUGUCACUCUAGCGCCUGGUCAACGUACGGAUGUCGUGGUAAGUGCAGCAGGUAACCCGACUGACUCGAUCUGGCUAAGGGCGUAUAAACCACCCAACUGUUCUCCGGGAAAGCAAGGGUCCUACUUAGCAACGGCGGCAAUAUUCUACGAGAAGGCCGACCGAACACAAAUGCCGGUGACCCAACCCGGACCGAACGCGUAUAAUAAUAACUAUUGCGGUAAUGAUCCUUUGUCACGGACUGUACCGGCUUACCAACUAUCUCCUGACGAGCCCGACGUAACAGAGAUACUCCCCAUCAAGCUACGUCCAAAUGGGCCGUCUAACUUGUGGUAUAUGGCAAACCGGACAUUUCGAGUCGAUUACAGCGAUCCGCAACUGUUGAAUGCCAGGGACGGCAACUUUGAAUUCCCCAAUAUUCAAAACGUCCAUAAUUAUGGAAGUAACUCAUCACUUCGUUUCAUUAUCCAGAAUACGGGGUUCCAACCGCAUCCCGUACAUAUCCACGGCCACAAUUUCCGGGUUCUCCAAGAGGCCCCCUGCGAGGAAAACGAAACCUUGUUUCCGCACGGACAGCCGGACUUCUCUCAUGUGUUCUCCCUGGGCGAGGCUUCUGAUCACUUUGGUGGUAAGCCCGGCCCACAGCACCAGCGGAGACUCGAUGUCUCCCCAGCUCAGCAGCACCUAGAGAAACGACGUAAGGAAAAGCCACAACCAACUAUUAUUGGCAACUAUGGCUCGUGUUGGGACGGAUCUAUUGUCAAUCCUAGAAACCCUCAAAGUCGCGACGUCCAGAUGCUUUUGCCCGGCCAUUACAUCGUGAUCCAAUGGGAGCAGAAUAACCCGGGGAUUUGGCCGCUCUACUGUCACAUUGCGUGGCAUUUAUCCGGCGGGAUGGGAUGGAUGGUACUGGAACGGCCCGACGAUUUCUUGAAUAAUGAAAACAUCAGCAACGCCAUGUCACAAACCUGUACUGACUGGCAUACAUGGACCAGUAGGAAUAUAGUUGACCAGAUUGGAGGUGGUUUAUGA